AUGGAAGAUAACUCCUACUUUGAUGAGGUAGAGAAGCUUCUGGAAAAUAAAAGUAAGAAGAACAAAGAGGAGGAGCAAAAUGGAGUUGUACAAAAUAAGGGGAGGAAAAAAAAAGAAUUAAAGAAAAAGGCAGCGAAUGGAAAGUCGGACAAACACAGUGACAACGAAACGGUCAGGAAGGACCAAAAGGAAAAAUAUGUCAAUGGUGAUGGAAAUGAGGAGGAGGACGAAAAUAAUGACAAACAUAACACGCGAAAUGAUGAAUUACCUUUGAAAAAAAAUUCCCACAGGAAGGAGUUAAAUGGGGAAAGAAGAAGCGGUAAAGGAGGGAAAAGUGAACACCAGGGUGGAAAACAUAAGUCUAGGGAAAAGAAAAGGAAGAGCAAUAGUGGAAGUAGUGGGGAAGACAUGACAGAUGAGAGCGAUGUUACAAGUGAAGGUGCCAGUGCCGACAGGCGCAACAAGGGUAAGACAAAAAGGAAUUGCUCCAGGGAAGGAGACCGAACCAGCGGUAACGAUAGAAAGAAAAAAAACAGAGUGAGAGACGCAUCUAGUGAGAGCAGUGUGGAAAAACGAAAAACGUAUUCAUCGGAGGAGGAAUCGAGUAGUGAACAGAAAGGAAGAAGGAAGAGACAUAAAGGUAGUAGGGAUAGCCCUGUCAAGGGGCACAGGGAAGUGUCUGAGUCGGAGUCCGGCAAAAGUGAUGACGACGGUGACUUGGAAGAAAAAGAGAGAAGUAAAAAAAAGAGUGCUAUGGAGAGAGAAAGAAGGAGAAAAGGUCACGGGAAGGACCAGAAGAAAAGGGGUCAGCAAAGUGACUCAGAGAACGAAGCAGAAACUGAGGGAGAGGAGACGAAUGGGGAAAACACUAACAGUGAGGCGGCAAACAGUGGUGAAGCGAACAGUGACGGAACAAACAGCAACGAUGAGAGUGAGAGUGAAAGUGACGCCGAAAAGAGGAAACGGAGGGGCAAAGUGAAAAGUGCCGCCAAGCGAAGUGAGAACGGAGGACGCAAAAGAAAGGCCAAAUCAGAGUCAGAGGAGGAGUCCAAUUUGUCUACAGAUUCGGAUCGUGAGAAAGAAAGGAGGAGACAUAGAAGGAGGAGCCACAGUAGUGAACGCGUUUCUGCCAGUAAAAGGAAAAGUUCCUAUCGAGAUGACAGCAAUGAUGAGGGUGACGAGGCUGGUGAGAGUGGCGAUCAAUCCGAUGGGGAGCGCUCCGGAGGUGAGGACGCAAAAAAGAGAAAAAGAAAAAACAAGAACGACAAAGAGAGUGAGCGAAAAAGAGCGGAACGAGAUACCUCCCCAAGUGGAAGCUCCUCUAGUGGGGAAGAAGACCCUCGAACGAAACGGAAAAGGAGAAAAGCCAGUCCUAGUAUAAGCAACUCAGAUUCCAGUGAUGGGGAGGAGCGCGACCGCAGGUCGAGAAGCGCCAAAAGGAGGAAACGAGAGAGGCACGAACUGGAGAGGAGGGAAAGACAUCGAGAUAGGGAGAGGGAACGUGAUAGAGAGAGAGAGAGAGCAAGGGAACGAAUGUGGAAGGAGCGUGAACGAGAGAGAGAACGAGAGAGGGAAAGACUGAGGAAGGAAAUAGAAGAAGCUCGAAUCAGGAGAGAAAAGAGAAGAGAAGAAAAAAGACUACAAAAGGAACAGGAAGAAGCUAAGAGAGACGACCUAACUGUACUGGUACUGAAUUUAGACUUAAAGGCAGAUGAAAGAGACAUAUAUGAAUUUUUCUCAGAGGUUGCUGGAAAGGUAAGAGAUAUUCAGUGUAUAAAAGAUCAGAGGUCCGGAAGAUCUAAAGGAGUAGCUUAUGUAGAAUUCUACACCCAAGAAGCAGUGGUAAAAGCUUUAUCUGCUAAUGGAUAUAUGUUCAAAAAUAGGCCAAUAAAAAUACAAUCUUCCCAAGCGGAAAAAAAUAGAGCCGCGAAAGCUGCAAAACAUCAACCUAUAGACCCAAAUGAUAUUCCUAUAAAAUUAUAUAUUGGUGGAUUGGUAGGUCCAUUAGGGAACAUCUCGGAGCAGGAGUUAAAACAGCUGUUUAAUCCUUUUGGAGAAAUCCUAGAAGUGGAAAUUCAUCGAGAUCCUUACACAGGGAAGUGUAAAGGAUUUGGGUUCAUUCAGUUCUUUAGAGCAUCCGAGGCGAUUGAAGCUAUGGGGGUUCUGAAUGGGAUGGAAAUAGCAGGUCGAGAAUUGAAGGUUAGCUUUGCCCAAGAUUCGAAAUAUAUCCUCGCGUCAGAAAAGGAGGCAAAGGAAAAGCUGCUUGCAAAGCUCAUGGCGAAGAAGGCCAAAGAGGAAGAAAAGGUCGAAGAGCCAGACAAUGAGAAAAUUGACAACGAUGAUGAUGACGGAGGUGGACUCAUUGCCGGGGCCGGAAGUAAAAUUGCCCUCAUGCAGAAGUUGCAGCGGGACAUCAUCCUUGACUCGGGGAUUUCGAGUCAAUUCGCCACCGGUGCCAACGCAAUCAUGCAGGCCACACCGAUUGCCACUGCUCAGCCCAACGCCCUCAACAACAUCACGCCGAAUCUGGUUCUCUGCAACAUGUUCUCGCCCAAUGACGAAAACAUCGGUUCGGACCCAGAUUUUUUCACGGACAUAAUUGAGGACGUUAAGGAGGAGUGCAGCAAGUACGGAAGCAUCACCAAGAUAUGGCUAGACACAAAAAACAUCGACGGGAAGAUUUACAUAAAGUAUACAAAGCAGGAGGAAUCCUUAAAGGCAUUUCAGUUUCUGAAUGGGAGAUAUUUUGGAGGUUCCCUCAUAAAUGCUUAUUUUGUGACGGAAGAAAUGUGGAACUCGAUAUGUACCUAA
This is a messenger RNA of Plasmodium coatneyi, 2811 nucleotides long. RefSeq names its product Splicing factor. Gene Ontology annotation, molecular function: RNA binding. Lineage: Eukaryota; Apicomplexa; Aconoidasida; Haemosporida; Plasmodiidae. Gene Ontology annotation, biological process: mRNA processing. The transcript is spliced from 2 exons. The record is from RefSeq and is a predicted model, not a curated record. Gene Ontology annotation, cellular component: nucleus. The coding region runs from base 1 to 2811 and encodes 936 amino acids.